CCGGGAAGGGCGGCGCGCGCGUGCCUUUCUGAGGGGUCUCAUGUGCGGCUGCGGCGGCGGCGGCGGCGGUGGUCCUUCGCCCUCAGGAGGAGGAGAAAGAGGCGCCUCAUCCCGGCGCUGCGUCCGCUGAGCCGGCUUCCCGGGCGGGCAGGCGGCGUGAAGGCGGCAGGAUGAAGUUCGCCGAGCACCUUUCCGCGCACAUCACCCCGGAGUGGAGGAAGCAGUACAUCCAGUAUGAGGCUUUCAAGGAGAUGCUGUAUGCAGCCCAGGACCAGGCCCCUUCUAUAGAAGUCACAGAUGAAGACACCGUAAAAAGGUAUUUUGCCAAGUUUGAAGAGAAAUUCUUUCAAACCUGUGAAAAGGAACUUGCCAAAAUCAACACAUUUUAUUCAGAGAAGCUUGCCGAAGCUCAGCGCAGGUUUGCUACACUACAGAAUGAACUGCAGUCUACUUUGGAUGCACAGAGAGAAAACAGUGGUCUCACCACUCUGCGGCAACGCAAAAUGCCAGUCUUCCACCUGUCCCAUGAGGAGCGUGUUCAGCACAGGAACAUCAGAGACCUGAAACUGGCCUUUAGUGAGUUCUACCUCAGCCUCAUCCUACUGCAGAACUAUCAGAACCUAAACUUCACAGGAUUCCGUAAAAUCCUCAAGAAACAUGACAAGAUCCUGGAGACCCCCCGAGGUGCAGAUUGGAGAGUCGCACAUGUUGAAGUGGCACCAUUUUAUACUUGCAAAAAAAUCAACCAGCUCAUCUCUGAAACAGAGACGGUGGUGACUAACGAAUUGGAAGAUGGAGACCGACAGAAAGCCAUGAAGCGAUUACGUGUCCCACCACUGGGAGCUGCACAGCCUGCACCAGCAUGGACUACCUUUAGGGUCGGGUUAUUCUGUGGAAUAUUCAUCGUGUUGAAUGUUACAGUCAUCAUUUCAGGUGUCAUUUUUCUGAAAGCAUUGAACGUGUGGCCACUCGUAAGAAUCUACCGAGGUGGCUUUCUCCUGAUAGAAUUCCUCUUUCUCCUUGGGAUUAACACAUAUGGCUGGAGGCAAGCUGGAGUGAAUCAUGUCCUCAUCUUUGAGCUCAACCCUCGCAGUAAUUUGUCCCAUCAACAUCUCUUUGAGGUUGCUGGAUUUCUUGGAACAUUGUGGUGCCUGAGUCUGCUGGCAUGUAUCUAUGGUCACCCCUAUGUUCCUAUGCAGGCAAACCCACUUAUAUUGUAUGGAUUUAUGUUGCUGUUUCUCAUAAACCCUACCAAAACCUUCUACUACAAAUCCCGUUUUUGGCUGCUCAAACUCUUGUUUCGGGUGUUCACUGCCCCCUUCCAUAAGGUGGGCUUUGCAGAUUUCUGGCUGGCCGACCAGCUUAAUAGUCUGGCUGUGAUACUUAUGGACCUUGAAUACAUGAUUUGUUUCUAUAGCUUUGAGCUCCAGUGGGCAGCCAAUGAUGCAUUGCUGGCAGAUCCAGUUGGUCAGAUCUGCAACACCUAUGCCUAUGGAGUGCGAGCAGUUGUCCAGUGCAUUCCUGCGUGGUUGAGAUUCGUCCAGUGCCUGCGCCGAUACCGUGACACCAAGCGGGCCUUUCCCCACCUUGUCAAUGCUGGCAAAUACUCCACAACCUUCUUUAUGGUGACAUUUGCAGCCCUUUAUGCAACUCAUAAAGUUCGAAAACACAGUGACUCCCAAGUGUUCUUCUACCUGUGGAUCGUCUUCUAUUUUGUCAGCUCCUGCUACACCCUCAUCUGGGACUUGAAGAUGGAUUGGGGUCUCUUUGACAGGAAUGCUGGCGAGAAUACUUUCCUGCGGGAAGAGAUUGUCUACCCACAAAAGGCCUAUUACUACUGUGCCAUUGUCGAGGAUGUGAUUCUGCGCUUUGCAUGGACUAUCCAGAUCUCUCUUACUUCCAUGCCAAUCCACCCUUACGCCGGGGAUAUCAUCGCUACUGUGUUUGCACCACUUGAAGUUUUCCGUCGAUUUGUGUGGAAUUUCUUCCGACUGGAGAAUGAGCACCUGAACAACUGUGGUGAAUUCCGAGCUGUCCGGGACAUCUCGGUGGCACCGCUGAACGCAGAUGAUCAGACCCUGCUUGAACAGAUGAUGGACCAGGAGGAUGGUGUCCGGAAUCGUCAGAAAAAUCGGGCCUGGAAGCGUAGCCAGAGUGUGUCCUUGCAUAGACCGCGUCUUGCUUCUCAGUCCAAGUCUCGUGACACCAAGGUGUUAAUAGAAGACACAGAUGACGAAGCAAACACAUGAAAUGUCCACAGAACCAAGUUCCACAUCCCUUGUGUUCUCUCGCUUUACUACCUUCUCCCUGCCCCCCGCCCCGCACAACCCCACCAACAACAACAACAACCCAACUUCUGGUAUAUUUCCAGCAGAAAACAGGAGAAAAAUCUGAACACACUUUCUGAGCUCUUCCGGACCGGAUCCUAUGGACUCCAACAAGCUCACUGUGUUUCCUUUUCUUUUUUCUUCUGGUUUUAAUUUGAUUUCUUGUUUUUAAAAUAAAAAGGUUACUUCGUUUUGCCAA
This is a messenger RNA of Lacerta agilis (Sand lizard), 2526 nucleotides long. RefSeq names its product xenotropic and polytropic retrovirus receptor 1 (gene XPR1). Gene Ontology annotation, molecular function: inositol hexakisphosphate binding. The transcript has 15 exons. Gene Ontology annotation, biological process: phosphate ion transport; cellular response to phosphate starvation. The coding region runs from base 171 to 2249 and encodes 692 amino acids. The record is from RefSeq and is a predicted model, not a curated record. Gene Ontology annotation, cellular component: Golgi apparatus; cytoplasm; plasma membrane. NCBI's taxonomy places the organism in Eukaryota, Metazoa, Chordata, Lepidosauria, Squamata, Lacertidae.